GAUCAAUUGUAUUCAGUUUCCAUCCAUGAACAACCUUACACAAUCAUCCAGUGGGUAGACACUUCUCAUACAAAAACUAGUCUCUAUAUGUAGCAAUUGAUAUACAACCUUAUCCCUUAAGCAAUAAAGUGCAUUUUGGAUUGAUUUCAAUAUAGCAGGGGAACCCGCGGAUCAAUACCACCAUACUAAAAAUAAUUGUUAGUGUCCUUAAUGUUGGUAGUAUUGUUAGUUUGACAAAUGAAAAAAAAUGUUUGUCAAUUGAGUUUGAGUUUUUAACCGGCGAAUUGAUUCGUGUGAAGUUAUUUUCUCAGAUUUGGUGCAAUAUUACUGUAAAUAAACUUUUCUGUCGUUUACGUUGAGUUGAUUAAGUUCCUCCGUAUCGGGCGUGAUAAAGUUUGCUGUUCAGUGUUUUGUUUUUUGUGAGAUAGAGACUCUUUUAAAUAAGCUGUGUUUCAACUUCUACAGAAGUUUAAACUCUUAUUUACUUUUCUGUUUAAUGGGUAUGUUAUCUACUUACUUGAAAUAUUAGAUCUAUUACAAAUCUAUUUUUCAUUAAAAACAACUCUAUGUGAUGAAAAUGUAAAUGUACUUUCAAAACUGGUAAAUGCAUGAACCAGGGCAUUGACACUGGUUGGAGAGAAAUUAUAGGGUUUGUUUAAUUAAUACCUAUUUCAUUUUAGGCUUCUACUGAUAAUGGAGAGUAGAAACAACAAGAAGUGCGUUAUUUGUAAUAAGAGGCGAAGUCGUGGUGGAUCACCCUUACUUUUGAGUAGGUUUCCUCUGGAUUCUGACCGUUGUCGAAUGUGGGUUAAAAAUGCUGGCAUAGAAGACUUAGCAUAUGUACCUAUUGAAAAGUUACACCAACUGAAGUUUGUUUGUGGUGGGCACUUCACUCCUGAAUCCUUCAAUGCCAAAGGAACUCGGCUGAAGAACUCAGCUAUUCCAACACUAGAAUUGAGCAAUCCCAUCUUGCCAGAUGAAGUUUUGACAGAGUUUCCUCUUCAUGUAAAAGACUCCAAUAAAGAAAACCUCAAGACAGUUCUUUAUGAUCAUUCAUAUUGCAUUCCAAAGAAGUCAAAUCCAGUUGAACGAGUUCCCCUUACAACUACAACCAGACAACUAAAUUCAACAUGUUUGGGAGCUGUGGAUAUACCAGAUUCUGGUAUUUCUGCGAAAACAACUUUUGAACCUCUUCCUUCUACUUCCAAUGCACCAGAACAUAUGACCUAUAAACCCAUUACUCAUGAUGAUAAAAACAUUUGCCAUCAAGAUGCACAGGCAGAAAUAUUAGUCCACAGUUAUAAAAGACCUAAGAAAAACAUUGAAAUGAAAGACACUUCAUCAACAUUUACAAUUAAAGAGAAGAGGCUUUGGCGACAGUUACAAAAUGCAAAAAAAACAAUAAGGAAUAUAGCGAAGUCAAGAGUGAAUUUAGACAAGUUAGAUUCGGAAGUGCUGACAUCGUUAGUAAAGGAUGUAGUGCAGAAUAACAAAAAAAAGUCACAAGGAAAAAGGUGCCAACAAAAUAUAUGCUUUGGCUAUAUUUAAACGGUCCCCU
Molecule: messenger RNA, 1558 nt
Organism: Ostrinia nubilalis (European corn borer)
Lineage: Eukaryota; Metazoa; Arthropoda; Insecta; Lepidoptera; Crambidae
Product: THAP domain-containing protein 5-like
Exons: 6
Coding region: 694-1548 (284 amino acids)
Source: RefSeq, a predicted model, not a curated record